AUGGCUCUGCUGUCGUCGCUGCUGUGCCUGGUGCUCGUGCUGGCCGCGUCGACCGCGCAGGAGGCGGAGGAGCCGCUCCUGUGGUGGCAGACGGGCAUCAUCUACCAGAUCUACCCCAGAUCCUUCAGGGACAGCGACGGGGAUGGCGUGGGUGACCUUAAAGGUGUAACGGAGAAGCUGGACCACCUAGUAGAGGCUGGUGUAACAGGAGUCUGGCUGUCUCCGUUCUUCAAGUCGCCUAUGGUUGAUAAUGGUUACGACAUCUCUGACUUCACAGACGUCGAUCCUGUUUUCGGCACCAUGGAAGAUUUCGACGAAUUACUGGCUCAAGCCCACGAUAAAGGUCUGAAAAUACUAAUGGACUUCGUUCCGAAUCACUCGAGCGAUGAACACGAAUGGUUUCAAAAAUCGUCGAACGUUAGUGAUCCAGAAUAUGACAAGUAUGAGGAUUAUUAUGUGUGGCUUGAGGGGAAGGUCGGUGAAGAUGGAGAGACACCGGAACCGCCCAACAACUGGGCGAACCUGUUCAACGGAGAGUCGGCCUGGGAGUGGAACAAUGACCGGCAGCAGUACUACCUCCACCAGUUCCACAAAGCGCAGCCGGAUCUCAACUACAACAACACCGAAGUCGUCGAAGGGAUGAAGGAUUUCAUGCGGUUCUGGCUGGAGAAAGGCGUGGACGGGUUCCGCAUGGAUGCAGUGCCUCACCUGUUCGAAGACGGUCUGUUCCGAGACGAGGAAGAAGUGGAUGGAGGCCUGACUUCUAAGUAUACCAAACACCAGGACGGCACGUACGACAUGGUGCGGCAGUGGAGGGAGGUAGUCGAGGCGUUCGGCACCGACAAGUUAAUGAUGACAGAGGCAUACGGAACGUACGAAGAAGUGGUGCGCUACUAUGGCAAUGACAGCAGUCCUGGGGCACAUUUCUCUUUUAACUUCGUCUUCAUCACGGAUGUCAACAACCAGUCCGAUGCAGCGACAUUCAAGAGCGCCGUGGAUGACUGGCUCGAAGUAACUGUCAACCAGGGCCUCUGGUCCAACUGGGUGAUUGGAAAUCACGACCAGCCGCGCGUGGCCAGCCGGUACAGCCCAGAGCUGGUGGACGGAUUGAACAUGCUUGUGACACUGCUGCCCGGAACCGCCGUCACCUACAACGGAGAAGAGAUCGGCAUGGAGGACAACUACAACAUGACGUGCGAGGUGGCGCACGACCCGCAGGGCUGCCACGAUGGUGUCACUUUGGGCAGGUCAAGGGAUCCCUGCAGGACGCCCUUUCAAUGGGACAGCACGACGAGCGCAGGCUUCUCGAGCAACGAGACGACGUGGCUGCCGGUGCAUGAGAACUACGAGACUCUGAACCUGGAGGCGCAGAAAGCGGCCGAGCGAAGCCACUUCAAGGUCUACCAGAAGCUGGCCGCCGCCCGCAAACAGAGGGUGGCGCAGAGGGGCGCCACCGAGACGUUCGCCCUGGGCAGUGUCUUUGCUUUCACCAGGACCCUGGCUGGCGAGGACAGUCUGCUGGUGGCGGUGAACCUGGGGACGGAGAACCAGUCGGUCGACCUCAAGGCCAUGCUGCCGCUCGCCCAUCACUUCACCGUCCUCACCAGUUCCAUCAGCAGCCCUCUGACCGAAGGUGGCGGCGCUCCUCCCGGAAUGGCGCCAGCUGCGACCGUGCCGCUGUCGCUGCUACUGGCGGUCUCGCUGCCACUGCUGGCCGCCGGCGAGGCGCUCAAGUGGUGGCAGACUGGCGUCGUCUACCAGGUCUACCCCAAGUCCUUCAAGGACUCCGACGCCAACGGCGUGGGAGACAUCAAAGGAAUCACGUCCAAGCUGUCCCACCUGACCGACAUGGGCGUAGCAGGUGUCUGGAUAUCGCCCGUGUACCCUUCGCCUAUGAAGGACAAUGGCUAUGACAUCUCCGACUUCAAAGGCAUAGACCCAACGUUUGGUACCAUGGAAGACUUGGAUGAAUUACUGAACAAGGCACAUGCAGUCGGGCUGAAGGUGCUCAUGGACUUCGUGCCGAACCACUGCAGCGAAGAGCAUGAGUGGUUCCAGAAGGCGACCAACACGUCACAUCCGGAACACGCCAAGUACCGCGAGUACUUCGUGUGGCACCCGGGCGUCGCCAAAGACAACGCGUCACAGCCUGACGUGCCCAACAACUGGGAAAGCUGGUUCGGUGGUUCCAUGUGGACUUGGCACGAAGAACUGCAAAUGUACUAUCUGCAUCAAUUUGGGCCGUAUCAGCCGGAUCUCAACUUCAACAAUCCAGAAGUUGUAGAGGAGAUGAAGGAGGUGGUGAGGUUCUGGCUGAAUAAGGGCGUGGACGGCUUCAGGAUGGACGCAAUUCCGCACCUGUUCGAGAACGAGAGUUAUCCAGACGAGGAGUGGGCCGGCCAGUACACCAAGCACCAGCCCAAGACGUACGAGAUGGUGCAGCAGUGGCGGGCUCUGCUCGACUCCAUCAACAGCGAGGCGGUGAUGGUGACGGAGUGCUACGGGUCGAUGGACGAGAUCGCAGGAUAUUACGGGAAUGCCACCAACCCGGGAGCGCACUUCUCUUUCAACUUCCAGCUUGUCUACGUGGAGGCCCAGAACUCUGCCUCUGACGUCAAGAACACAAUCGAUGUCUGGAUCGACGGUGCUAAGAGGCUAAAUCUCUGGAGCAACUGGGUGGCCGGCAACCACGACAAGUCUCGCGUGGCGUCGCGUGUGGGCCUGGACCUGGUGGACGGCAUGAACAUGCUGCUGACUCUGCUGCCCGGCACCGCCGUCUCCUACAACGGAGAGGAGAUCGGCAUGGAGGACUACAGGGACUUCCAGACCAGCGAGGAGCGCGACUACGAGCGGACCCCCUACCAGUGGGACAACUCCACCAGCGCAGGUUUUUCGGACAACGCGACGACAUGGCUGCCCGUGAACCCCAACUACGUGACGCUCAACCUGGCGGCACAGAAGGCGGCCGAGCGCAGCCAUUACCACGUCUACCAGCAGCUGGUGCGCAUGCGCGAGGAAGCCGUCGUCCAGCAAGGAGACGUUUCCACCGCUGCUCUGGGCAGUGCCCUCGCUGUCGCCAGGGCGACACAGGGUGCCAACCCGCUUUUUGUUCUGGUGAACUUCGGCAGUGGUACCACCACCGUCAAUCUGAAUGACGGCUUCUCGUCCAUUACCACCGAAUAUGUAAAUGUCAGUGUCACCAGUGUUAAAUCCAGCCACAAGGAAGGAGAGUUGCUGCGGUCGACGUCGGUAGAGCUGGCUGGUUACGAAGCAGUUGUGCUGCGCGGUGUGCCCUCUGGAGGCGUGGAAGUCGAUGUUGAUGUCGGUGCCAAUGGGGACGACCCGCAAGCGGGCGCCAUCGCUGGCGCGGACGACUCGGAGAAGCCCACCGACGACAAGGGAGGCGCGGCCUUCUCGCCGUCGGCUUCUGCGGCCGCUCUGCUGCCCACGCUGCUGGUGGCCGCUCGGAGGGCCUGAGAGGCGUCUGCAGAUGAUACUGGCUACCAGCGAUAGCAAGUCCCAAGACAGUGCCCGCAGUUCUUUUUAAUUUACAGGAAACUUAACACAAUAUUGCGAUACAAUUGACAAUGAGCCUAAAAGCGAAUGCGAAAAAAAUAAAAUGAAACCGGUAGCAAAUUAAGUUAUUCGUGAAUCAAUAUUAUAGAUACAAAAAAAGUUAACAAUAAAAUUUCAGAUGCAUAAGUGCUA
Messenger RNA from Schistocerca americana (American grasshopper), 3708 nucleotides. RefSeq lists its product as uncharacterized. The record is from RefSeq and is a predicted model, not a curated record. Gene Ontology annotation, biological process: carbohydrate metabolic process. Lineage: Eukaryota; Metazoa; Arthropoda; Insecta; Orthoptera; Acrididae. Bases 1 to 3477 code for a protein of 1158 amino acids. The transcript has 19 exons.